Messenger RNA from Racocetra persica, 523 nucleotides. Lineage: Eukaryota; Fungi; Glomeromycota; Glomeromycetes; Diversisporales; Gigasporaceae. The record is from the annotation of a GenBank genome assembly.
CCCAACGAAAAAAGAAAGAAAAAUCAAUGAAGUCAAAUCCGAUAAUUGAUGAGUCUAUCUCUACGAAUUCGGAGGAGAAUGAUACUUUAAAGCUGCAAAAUAUUCUAGAAAGUGGCGAUACCUUACCCGUAAUAAAGCAGUUAUAUUCACCUGACGCUAAAGAGCGUGCGUGGGCUUCAAGUUGUUCUUCAAACCUCAUACUGGGUGACAAAAAAAUUCGCCGUCUACUACUAUCUCAAAAUCUUAUUAGUGCUCUCAUUGAGCGAUUGACCGAUGAUUACGAAAUAACACAAGAAGCUCUUGGCACAUUAAGAAACCUUACGGUCGUUGGUGAGCAUGAGAUCUGUGUCGAAAUGUAUAGAAAAGAUAUACUCACUCCACUGAUGGCAUUAGUUCCAAAGGUUUCUGAAAUUAUCGAUAAUAUUCUUAGAGGAGUUCCUGCUGAAUCAGAUUCAAUUGCAGAUGCGAGAAAAACUAUAUGGAAAUUUGCGGAAAAUAUUAUCUGUAUAAUUUGGGCAUUAAG